Messenger RNA from Pieris brassicae (large cabbage white), 4958 nucleotides. RefSeq names its product oxysterol-binding protein-related protein 1. Lineage: Eukaryota; Metazoa; Arthropoda; Insecta; Lepidoptera; Pieridae. The record is from RefSeq and is a predicted model, not a curated record. The transcript is spliced from 22 exons. Bases 144 to 3302 code for a protein of 1052 amino acids. Gene Ontology annotation, molecular function: protein binding; sterol binding. Gene Ontology annotation, cellular component: cytosol; membrane; intracellular membrane-bounded organelle.
GUUGUUUUCAUCUGCGAUUUGAUUCGAAACCAAGAAUAUGGAAAUGCUAACUGAGUCGAAGUAAAAGAAAUCCACUUCAUAAAACUAGACGAACAAACGAGUACUAAAGUUAUUAGUUAGUGUGUACAAAUUACGUCGCUAAAAUGACUGGAAAUGGUAAUCAAGAGGCAGAAGAAUCGUUGUUAUAUUCAGCUCGCCAUGGAGAAAUGGCUAUGGUAAAAGCUAUAAUAGAAGCAAAAAAAGCUGAAAAACUGACUGUAGACUUAAAUUGUAAAGGAAAACUUAGGGGUAAUCUUGGAUGGACACCACUCCACCUAGCUACAUAUUUUGGCCACAAACAAGUAGUUUUAGCACUACUUGAGGCUGGAGUUAAUGUUGAUGAAGUUAAUGAAGAUGGUGACACAGCCUUACAUAAGGCCGCUUUUAUUGGAAAUGAGGAUUUAGUGAUAAUUCUUUUAAAUCAAAAUGCAGAUGUGACUGUGAUGAACGGAGAAGGUAAAACACCAUGUGAUGUAUCAAAGUCUCAAGAUGUCCAAAGACUCCUUGAAGCAGCAGACAGAGCAAUGCGUCUCGAGAAAGAACGAAAGCUUUUGAAUGCUGCUAAAGACGGACGUCACAAUGAUGUCCAAGAAUUGUUGACAAGUUCAAAUCCUCCAAGUAUAAACUGUGUCGACGCCCAAGGCAACUCAUGUCUCCACUGUGUGGCUUACCGAGGUCACGCAAGGGUGGCUGUGCUUCUACUACAAAAUGGCAUUGAUACAACGCUCAGAAACAAUAGUGGGCAGCUAGCCAUAGAUUUAGCUAAAGACAAUGAUAUUCGGGAAGUACUUAGCGUUCGACCGGUCCAAAGGUUACAACGUACAGCUGCCCGUUUUGAAGGACCAUUACUUAAAAGGUCCAGGUUUCUUGGAUGGAGGCCCGUUUGGGGGGUACUUCAACGUGGAGUGUUACUAUACUAUGGGAACCGUGCAGAGGCGGCUCGCGACGGUUCCCGUUGGCGGGACAAGAAGUACAUGGACGCUGCUAAAUUAAAUUCGCCGGACACCGAACCCGCACUCAUUGUAAUUAGCUUUAGCGAUGGUGAGACUCACAGAUUGGCUGUUCCACCUGGAGAUAAUGUUGCUGUUUGUAGGCAGUCAUGGAUCACAGCUCUAAAAGAACAUAUCGCGUAUUCUGGACAUUAUUUGUGGGCGGGAGCGGCACCUGAUGCAGCAAAAGAAGCGACUGAAGAUUUGGAGGACGAAUGUAAACCACUGGGUUCUAUGCAAGACUCAUUAACAGCCGCAAACAAUCAUAUGGCGUUGAUGGAGAAUCAAAUGAAUGAGUGCGAAGCGAUCCUUCGAGCUUUAGACAAGACCAGGCAGGGGAAUUCCUUACAGCACUCUGCGUAUAUGCGUUUCCAACACGUGUAUGGAUCUGGUCAAGCAGCAUUACAAGCAUUACGUCAUUGCAUCGCUUUAGUUGCGCAAACGCGGGACCGCGACGCCUCUGCCUUGGCUAAAGAGCUGGAACGCAAUCGGGUUUUGGAGGAAGCUUUAGCAGCGCUCGCGAGAACACACCACGCUCUUGAAAUGUCCGUCGCUGAAGAACUUACUAGAGUGAGUAUUUCUAGCAAGAGAAAAAAGAAAUCUCCAAGAACGCCGAACGAAUCGAGGGACAAUUUCUUCGAUGUUUAUGACGACUCUGAAGAAGAUGACGACACAUUAGUGACAGCGGGUUUGUCGAGUCCCCUCGGCGCUGUUAGUCCUUGGGGAAGCAGUCCCGACUUAACAAGACGAACGCCAGUAGGCAGUGAUAAUGGUGAUGUGACACCAACGAAUGAUAAUCAAGAGAUCGAUUGUCGUUUGUCUGGGUCAUUCGCAUCCGGGUCUCCUCAGUCCAUACACACAGCGAUCAGCCCUUGCAGCUCCCGUGGGACUCUAGUAUCGCAGGACGGACAUGUCUACCGAAACGCACGGACAUACAGAAAGAAUAAUGUACCAAGGACAUCACUCCCCGUGGCUCAAUUCAGCCGUGGCGACUUCUCCCUGUGGUCAGUUUUAAAGAACUGUGUUGGCAAGGAAUUAUCCAAGAUCACCAUGCCUGUGGUAUUCAACGAACCACUUUCCUUCCUCCAGCGGAUGCUGGAGUACCUGGAGUAUGCUCAUCUUCUGAGGAUGGCGUCAGAACAGACUGAUCCUGUAAAUAGGAUGGAGUAUAUUGCUGCAUUUGCAGUUAGCGCUCUAGCCUCAAACUGGGAGCGCCUUGGUAAACCAUUUAAUCCUCUCCUUGGUGAAACUUUUGAGCUGGAACGAACCGAGUUCCGUGCAGUUUGUGAACAGGUGUCUCACCAUCCCCCAGUAUCUGCGUUCCAUGCUGAAAGCCCCCACUUCGUCUUCCAUGGCUCAGUGCACCCUAAACUCAAGUUUUGUGGCAAAAGUGUUGAGAUUCAGCCCAAAGGACACGUAACUGUAGAAUUGCCCAGAUGGGGUGAAGCUUAUACAUGGAGUAAUGUAAACUGCUGCGUUCAUAACGUGAUAGUUGGCAAGCUCUGGAUCGAACAGUAUGGUAGCAUGGAGGUGACGUGCCAUGGAGGCGCUGGCCUUAAAGCCAACCUCUGCUUCAAACCAGCUGGCUUCAACAAUAGGGAUUUGCAUAGGGUGGAUGGCUUUGUUAUGGACCCUGGCAAAAAGCGCUUGCGGUACUUAUACGGUAAAUGGACACAAUACAUCAAGUGCUGCUCAGCUGCUACUUACGAACAAUGGGCGAAAGAGAGAGGAGAAGAUGCAAGCACACAACAGACGCCAUCGCACACGCCGAAGAAAGUCCUCGCUAAGCUCAACAGCUUUAAAGUUGGGGCUUUGCGUUCUAUGUCUAUACAAGAUGACGACCCUGAGACUUCAGACGAAGUGCCAAAGCCAGACGAAUCCUAUAACAUUGAUAUCCCCGGAUCCGUCACAUUAUGGGAGGCAAGACCAAGACCUGGGAACAGUGCGCAGUACUACCAAUUCACGGAAUUUGCAAUGUCCUUAAAUGAGUUGGAGCGUGAUAUGAAGGGACAAUUGUGUCCUACUGACAGCCGGCUUCGACCGGACGUCCGACUAUUGGAACAAGGUGAUAUAGAUGGUGCCGCUGCUGAGAAGACUAGAUUGGAGGAGAAGCAGAGGGCAGCGAGGAAGGUGUUGAAGAAAACGCCGGAAGCAUGGCAACCCAGGUGGUUUAGCCAAGGCACAAACCCAUAUACCAAACAAGAAGAUUGGCUUUACAACGGUGGCUAUUGGGAUAGGAACUACCAACACCUGAAAGAUGUCGAUAUAUUUUAAAUUAAUUAUUUAUCUCCAGCUUUAUGAUGAACGAACUUCCUUCCUUUAACUCCACUUAAACAUGUAAAAAUGCACUGACAACGACCUCCAUAACACUCAAUGAUACGGCAACAAAACUCGUGUCUGUUUCACUCAUAUUGCAUUUACGUCACGAUAAAAAGAGACAGAUCGUUUUUGGUGUUUGUACUGAUUUUUAUAAGGGCUUAACCUAUAAGUUUUAUUAAUGCUCAAUACUUUAAUAAUAAGCGAUAUUAAAAAGUAUUUUAUUUCAAAGAGCUUCCAGUUAUCGCUUGGAAAUAAUAUAGUUUACAUAUAGAAUAAUAUUCCAAUAUUGUUUGGUAGCUUUAAUGUAGAUCAAUUUAGCGUAACUGUUCGUUUUAACGUAAUUAAUAUAAUCUUCAUCUAAAUAUUAUUAUAUAGUCUGUGAUGUUAAUGCACAAUAGAUGACCAUUUAUUUCUUGGUACACUAUGCUGUGCUGUUCUUAAACUGAUUUACAAAAGAAUUGGUACUCUAUUAUCCAAAAAUUAUUACGAUAAUUCAGAUCGAAAUACGCCUACUAAGGGAAACUAAAAAAAAACUACGAUGUCAAGAAAUUAUACCCAGGCGUUUAGCAACAAUUUUAUUUAUAUAUUUUGAAUGUGUCUAUGUAACUAGAAAUGUGAUUCGUAUGUAUGUUCGUUAAAUAAAAUGUUAAUAAGCGUUAGUAGUAACGAUUAGGGAUAUCGACAACUUUUUUAAUACAAAUUAAAAAUAAUUAUAUUCAAAAUUCUCGUUCAAAAAACGAGAAACCUACACACAUUGUUUGAAUCAAUUAAACUACAUUAUAGCAACAAUGCAGUUGACCGUCGAAAUUAUGAUUAAAAUGUAGACAGGACAAUUUCAAAGGCCGGCGAACUCGCGAACCCUCUGGGAUUGAAUGUGUCCAUGUCCAUCGUUUAAGAUCAGAGCCUACUGUCUGUGUACUCGUGUUUUAUAAAAUACUAUCAAACCUGACAUAGUCUCGUUUCUGAAGACCUAAGUACACAAAUGCGCAGUUAUCAUCAGUUAAGCAUCUAUAAUGAAAUAAAUGUAGCGGACUAAAUAAAAAAAACUAUGUAGUAUCCGUACCUUUUUUUAAAUUUAAAUUUGCACAGGUAACGUAAUCUGUAGACACGAGGCCCAAAUAUAUUAAAAAUGGCGUCAAAAUAUGAUUGGGUUUUUCGGUAAAAAUAUUCAUAAUUAAUAUUAAUUUGUUGAUUGUUGAUUAAGAGAAGGCAUCGUUUAAUAUAAAUGGGUGUCAAUUAUAAGUAUAGUAUAGUAAAUAUAACGCAUGUAGUAAAUCAUAGUUUUUGUUAAAUCUUUAUUUAAAUAAAAAUGCAUUUAAAUUCUUACACACAAAUGUAUUAAUAAAAUAAAUAUACAUUACUAUAUAAAUAUUAUAUAUAUUUUCAUACGCUUAAGUAUAACUGUAAAAUCUGUUAGAAAAUGUUUAAAAAGAUAUUAUGUAGUGACGUAGUUUACUGUGCGUAAAGCUUAUAUCAAAUGUAUACCUGUGUAAAUGUUUAUUCAAUAAAUAGGUCAACAAUGAAUUUGUUUAAUUCCAAUUUGAGUUCACUUAACAAAAAUAAUUUAGUUCUAAAUUAAAUUCAUUUAAAUAUCGCGCUAUUGGGAAUGAU